This is a messenger RNA of Didymodactylos carnosus, 898 nucleotides long. NCBI's taxonomy places the organism in Eukaryota, Metazoa, Rotifera, Eurotatoria, Philodinida, Philodinidae. The record is from the annotation of a GenBank genome assembly.
GGUAAAUCAGUUACCUUAAACCGUUGGUUUAUGCGACCUUUCAAUCCAUUCAUUACUAGAAUGUUAAAAGUAUCACUAAAGAUCAACUAGGUUUUAUCAUAUGACUCAAAAAUGUUUCAAUCAUAUAGCACCUCUAUUUUUAAUUACAGAAGAAUUGUGGAUGGACUUGACUUCUCUACAAAUGUUAAUAUUUCCAUUGCUAUUCCUUUUGGAUUAUCUUGUUUUCCAAAAGAGCGAAAAAUACAAAAUGAUAAAGUAUUAUUAUAUUUGCUAUAACUCAAGGUUACGAUUAAGAGUCUUGUGCAUACUGAUCCACAAAUCAGUUUGUUUCACUCGACAAGUCACUCGGCAGUGAAAAUCGAAAUAAUAUCGAAGGUUAUCAUUUAUAUGCGUAAGUGCAUGGUAUCUAUUCCACCGAUCUUUUCAAAUUGAAUGUUCGUUCGUUUUUUAUUCCAUAGAUCCUGAUCGUAAUAAUUGUAUGAGUGUUAAGAACCAAUUAACUGAAAAGAAAAAACGACAACAAAAUGUCGAAAGUCGGUUAAGUCUCGCACAAAUCAAUGAAGUGUUGAAUGGAAAAGGUGGAAUUACGAGCAUUGCUCGAGAAUUAUUCAAGGAAAUUGUACCAGUAGAUCGGAGACAGGUUGAUCACUGGAACAAAUUGCCGAUCGAGGUUUUGUUAAUAGAAAAAAUGCUGAUUGAUUUUAUGGAACGGUAUUAUAGCCCAGUCGAAGUUAAUCCGAAAAAAUUCAUGCAAGUCUUGUCCGAUGUCUUCGAAAUCAACGUGGCACAGAAAAAGCAGCAACAACAAGGCGAUGCACAUGAUGGUGAUGAAAAAGAUUCUUAUGAUGUUGAGCAGACAGAUGAUGCUAUUGAAGACGAGAAUAGCCAUAGGUUUUAA